AUGCCUUAAUAUUCAUAUAGUCAGUCCUUAAAGAUUAUGUUGAUACCAUACUUAAUAAUUGGAAUUUUGUGGUAAAACAUACUUGAAUAUUUUAAGGUUACCUUUGACAUUUAUGAUUGAGAAAUAUUAUGAUUCAAUUUUGAUCUCAUAAUUUUUAGUAAUUUAAAUAACAACAGCUUUCUUAUUUUUAAUAGGUUUUUAUUUUAAGUAUUGAAUUAAUUAAUAAUAGCAAUACAUCAAUUUAUGAUAUUUAUUGGAAAGUAGCUCCAAUGUUUUUUGUGCCUUAUUGGUCUAAAGGAUCUGGAAAUAUAAUUCUACCUAUCCUUGUAUACUUUUAUUGCAUAAAAUAAAAUUAUACAUAUUUUAGGUUCUGGCCUGGUAUUUAUAUAUAUCUUAAAAAUAAAUAAGGUUUAUCAUAUGAAGAUUAUAGAAUUUUAGAAAUCAAAUAAAAAAGUCCAAGUCCUUUGAUAUAUUGGUCAAUUGUUUAUUUAGGUUUUGAAGUUUGUCCAUCUAUAAUGGUCUUUUUCGGUCAUUUACCACUUUAUUAUGUCUUCAUCUAGUAAAAUCCUUGUAAUUUUGCAUAUAAUUUUUCAAUUAUAUUCACAAUACUUUCAAUAACAAUAGAAUUUAUUGGUAAGAAUAAUAAUUUAUAAAUUCUUAGCUGAUUAUUAACUCUUUCCAUAUAGAUCAAAAUUACUUAAAGGUGAUUGUGAUAUAGGAUUAUGGAGAUAUUCAAGACAUCCAAAUUAUUUUGGAGAAUGUAUGUAUUGGUGGGGAUAAUAUUUAUGUUAAUUAUCAUUUGGAUUUGAAAAUGCAUGGACAAUCAUAGGAGCUGCAUCUAUAUAAGCAUUAUUUUCAUUUUAUUCAAUUCCAGAUAUGGAGAAUCAUUUGUUAAAGAAAAGAGACACAUAUGCAAAUUAUAAAAAAAAGGUUGUAAGUUCAUUUUUCCCUUGGUUUAGAAAAGAGAAAUGA
This is a messenger RNA of Paramecium sonneborni, 972 nucleotides long. The record is from the annotation of a GenBank genome assembly. NCBI's taxonomy places the organism in Eukaryota, Ciliophora, Oligohymenophorea, Peniculida, Parameciidae.